Aspergillus niger is the source of this 1149-nucleotide messenger RNA. RefSeq lists its product as uncharacterized. The record is from RefSeq and is a predicted model, not a curated record. Gene Ontology annotation, molecular function: tyrosine-tRNA ligase activity; ATP binding. The transcript is spliced from 6 exons. Bases 1 to 1149 code for a protein of 382 amino acids. Lineage: Eukaryota; Fungi; Ascomycota; Eurotiomycetes; Eurotiales; Aspergillaceae. Gene Ontology annotation, biological process: tyrosyl-tRNA aminoacylation.
AUGACCAACUUGACCGCGGACGAGAGGCUUGCCCUCAUCACCGAGAACCUCCAGGAGGUUCUCAACAAGGACAUCAUUGAGACCAUCCUGGCCGAGGGACGGAGCCCAAAGAUCUACUGGGGUACUAGCCCGACUGGAAAGCCUCACUGCGGAUACCUGGUGCCCGCCGUAAAGAUCGCCCAGUUCCUCGCCGCCGGCGCGGAGAUGACCAUUCUGAUCGCCGAUCUGCACGCCAACCUGGAUUCCCUGAAGUCGACCUUCGAGAUCGUCGAGCACCGCGCGAAAUACUAUGAAUACACCAUUACCGCUCUGCUGCAGGCCGUCGGUGUCUCGACCGAAAAACUGCGCUUCGUUCGCGGCAGCUCUUACCAGAAGAACGCUGACUACGUGAUGGACGUCUACCGACUGUCCUCCGUGGUUUCGGAGCACGAUGCGAAGCGCGCCGGUGCUGAGAUUGUCAAGCAGUCCAACAAUGGUCCCCUGAGUGGUCUCUUGUACCCCCUCCUGCAGGUCCUUGACGAGCAGUACCUGGAUGUGGACGCUCAGUUCGGUGGUCUUGACCAGCGCAAGCUGUUCGCCGCGUCGACCGAGUGGCACCCCAAGCUUGGCUACAAGAAGCGCGCGCAUCUCUGCAACGCCAUGGUCCCCGGUCUCUCUGGUGGCAAGAUGAGCUCCAGUGAAGAAGACAGCAAGAUCGACCUCCUCGAAUCCGUUGACAGCAUCAAGAAGAAGAUCCGCAAAGCGCAGGCCGCUCCCAAGGAAAUCGACAACAACGGUAUCCUCGCCUUCGUCCAGUACGUCCUGUUGCCGGUGUCCGCCCUGAAGACUGGCAAGCCGGAGUUCCGCGUCCCCCGUGAUCGCGACGGCCUGGAGCCUCUGGUGUACACCGACAUCGAGAAGAUGCACGAAGACUACAAGAACGACAUUCUCUCCCCCCAAAUCCUCAAGCCCGCCGUCGCCGACGCCAUCGUCGAGCUUACCGCCCCCAUCCGCGCCGCCUUCGACGCCAACCCCGACUGGCAGGAAGUCACGCUGAAGGCUUACCCGCCUCCGGCCCCGAAGCAGAAGAAGGAGAAGAAGCAGAAGGACAAGGGGUCUCGUCACCCUGGUGCCGCUAAGGAGGAGACCCCUAAGCCGGCUGAGCAAUAG